This is a messenger RNA of Chenopodium quinoa (quinoa), 1039 nucleotides long. RefSeq names its product pathogenesis-related protein PRB1-3-like. The transcript has a single exon. Gene Ontology annotation, cellular component: extracellular region. NCBI's taxonomy places the organism in Eukaryota, Viridiplantae, Streptophyta, Magnoliopsida, Caryophyllales, Amaranthaceae. The record is from RefSeq and is a predicted model, not a curated record. The coding region runs from base 234 to 725 and encodes 163 amino acids.
UAAAAAUAAUCACACAAAUCUUGAACGCAAAAACUAGUUGGAUGAUUUCAUUUUUUCCUGGUGCUAUCCUAUCUAACUUAGGCUUUGAAUUUUCUUCAUCUAACUUUCAACACUUAGCUAAGAAUAUUCAAGAACUCCCUCCUAUAUAAUCUCCCAUCUCAUGGACAUAAAAUCCAUCCCGAAUAUUUAUUACACAUCUCUUUGUAACAUUAGUAACAAUCCAAAAAAAAAAAAUGCAUUCACUCAAAAACCAUGCAACCUUUUCAUGCUUUGUCAUAGCAAUCCUAGCCUUUGCACAAUUAUGUUACGCGCAAAAUUCACCACAAGACUAUGUCGAUGCCCACAAUGCAGCUAGGGCUGCCGUGGGUGUUGGUAACAUACAAUGGGAUGACCAAGUCGCGGCCUACGCCCAACAAUAUGCCAACCAACGAAUUAAUGAUUGUGCUUUGCAGCAUUCUGGAGGACCUUACGGAGAGAAUAUCGUAGCUGGUCCGGGUGAUGCUAGUGGCACCGAUGCAGUAAAAAUUUGGGUUGAUGAGAAGGCUAACUACGAUUAUAAUUCAAAUACUUGUGCUCCUAAUAAGGUGUGUGGACAUUAUACUCAAGUGGUUUGGCGUGACUCCGUUCGUCUUGGAUGUGCUAGGGUUCCAUGUAACGGUGGUGGGAUUUUCAUCACUUGCAACUAUGAUCCUCGAGGAAAUAUUAUUGGCCAAAAACCUUACUAGACUUUAUGAUCGUUCUUGUUAAACCACGUAAUAAUACUUCAUCUAUGUUACUUUGCUUACUACGACAUUUACUAGUAUUUAAUUUUGUAUGAGAUAUCAAUAAUCUUGUAUACUAGUAUUUAACACUUGCAAGUUGGGGGGAAAUAAGGGAUCCAACUUGCUUGGGAUGAGAAUCGAACCCCUCUCACAGGGUUGGAAGGAGGACCUUCAACCACUAGGUCAACCUUGAUUCUCAACGUAUUUUAUAUAUUUAGAAGUGGAAAGAAUUAUUAGAUGACCAUAUCUAUACCAGUAUACCUCUAUCAUUAAAAUAA